GUGAAGGUGACCCAGACCACCGAGGCCCACAAGGUGCCGCAGAUCAUCAACACGCUGCAGAAGGGGGAUUACUUCGGAGAGAAAGCACUCAUCAGUGACGACGUCAGGUCAGCGAAUAUCGUGGCAGAAGAGAACGGGGUGGAAUGUCUCGUCAUCGACAGAGAGACAUUCGAUCAGACGGUGGGCACCUUCAACGAGCUGCAGAAGUACCUCCAGGGCUACGUGGCAACGCUCGAUCGUGACGACAAGAAGAGACAUGCCAGGAAGUCGGUGUCACGCCACCAGAGUCAGCCGCUGCCUCCUGAUGUCGUCCAGCUGAAGGACAUGGUGUCGGUGUUCCCUCCGUCCAGACCCUUCGACCACCUGGACACCAUCGCUACACUCGGGGUCGGUGGCUUUGGACGAGUAGAACUGGUGAGU
Molecule: messenger RNA, 420 nt
Organism: Paralichthys olivaceus (Japanese flounder)
Lineage: Eukaryota; Metazoa; Chordata; Actinopteri; Pleuronectiformes; Paralichthyidae
Source: RefSeq, a predicted model, not a curated record